Messenger RNA from Cotesia congregata, 447 nucleotides. The record is from the annotation of a GenBank genome assembly. Lineage: Eukaryota; Metazoa; Arthropoda; Insecta; Hymenoptera; Braconidae.
AUGUCAAAAAGUAUACCAAAGAAGAGACAGUUUAAGGAAGCAUAUGCGAAUGAAGACUCGCCAAAAAUGCCGUACGUAGGACGCCCGUAUACUUGCAACAUGUGCGGUAAAUCCUACAUGUGGAAAGUAUCCCUUGGGCGCCAUCUACGAGAAGAAUGCGGCAAAACUCCUCAACACACUUGCGCGCUCUGUGGCCGAGAAUUUAAACAAAGAAUGCCAAGAAUUGAGGUGCAGAAAAUGAAAACAAUAAGACCGUCGCAUCUAUGGCGGCCAUUUCCCUGCAACACUUGCGGGAAAUCUUAUACGCGUAAAGACACACUGAGGCGCCAUCUGCGGUACGAGUGUGGAAAAAAUCCUCAGUACAUUUGUUACGUCUGCAAGAAGGGAUUUAAACAGAAGUCUAAUUUCCACAGGCAUAAUCUUAAUGUUCACGGGCUUAGAUUAUAA